CCGCCAUUCUCCUGGAAAGAAGCUGCUGCCUUCAUCAUUACCACCAACCUUCUCUCGAAGAAAGGUGAACCAUGGCAUCUCGUGUGGCUUCCUUUGUUGGAACUCUAGUGUCUGCCUUGGUUCUCAGCUCAGAUGCAGACGGAUCCGAUGGAGGAUCUCCGCUGAAGUAUCUGUGCGCUUGCACUGGCGAGGCUGUGCGUCAUCUCGAUCCGUGCCCUCGUCGGCACAAUUCAAAGCCAUGCCGAUGUCACGGCUCGUAUGAGCGUCAUCGCUUCGUAUGCACGUAAGGCUGGUCAUGGCAUCCAAUCUUCUUCAUGACGACAGUUCCUUUCACCACAGCUUAUUCCGUGAACUACAUUUGGAGGUAAAGGAACGGAAAACAAGGAAGGCCAUUGUCUGUAUGUUGCCUUGCAGGAGUAUUUGAGUGCGUCAUCUGCAUGGCAUCCACAGAAAAUCCUGCAGAGCCACCGCGACGAUCAAACCAAUACGGCAGCUGCCUCGGAAACGAAGGAGAACACCAUCCGUAUACUCCACUUGGCGCCCAACAAGGCAGUUGUAUUGGGGCUUAAUCUGUACAACCAGAGCAAUGUCGAGUACGUCAUGGGGGACAAGUUCUCAUCGCACUAUAGCCAAAGCCAGGCAGACUUCCCCGGAUGGCCGCAGGUAAGGGACAGAAGGACGUUGGUGGUGUACCCUGUGUGCCUUGUUUGUUCUGUGUAUGAUGCAGGAGUUCGUUUAUUCGGACAUGACUGCCCCUUUUCUGGCCCUGAAUGUGCCUGCAAGGCACUCUGCAACAGUCCUCCACACGCAACGGAUCGACACCCACGGCCUGCCGUUCUACGAGGAGCGACAACACACGCCCCUGAAUUGCAGCCAAGGCCUUCUCAACCGAUUCGAUCUCAUCAUAUGCAACCACAUGCUGGAGCAUUUGCCGGAAUGGCUGCCUUCGGCUCGGUCCAUCUUCUCCCUUCUAAAACCGGGGGGCCUGGCUCUUAUAUCUGUGCCAUUCGAAUCGGCAACGCUUCAUUCGUGGACCCUUCCUAGGUCAGAGUGGCAGCGAAUGAGCUACGGGGGUACGCUUCUAGAGCACAAUGAUACCUGAAUGAAUUCUCUUUUUUCUGUUCUGCUCAGGUUGGUAUCACAUUCAGAAAUUCAGUCUCGAUUUCUUUGACACUUUGCGCUCCCAUGUCGGCUUCGAAGUGGGGCCGCUUCGGUAAGAUGCACGGACUGGCUGCAUGGACAAAAUAUAGAUGUACUUCUCUGUCUCUCUGUCAAGGCUCUGCGAGUAUUUCUCAGACGGAGGGAGGCCCUUCCCAAUCGAGUCUUUCAACCCCAAGAGCUACGCCAAUCCCGAGUUCAACGGGUGUCCGUCUUUGGAGAAGCGAGAAGGCUGGCUGGGACAGUGGCUUGGCCUCGUGCGAAAGCCUUGCGAUGUCUUCAGCGCUCUUGGAGGCGAUGGUGUGACAGCUGGCGAAGAUGGCGUGGAGAAAGUGUUGCUGCAUGCGGAAGGGAGCACAAUGUGCCCUCAGGUCACGGAUAAGAUGAGGGAAGUGCACACAUACUUCAACGAAUACAUGGCAGACAUUCAGAGAGGAUACGCAGAAGACACGGAGACAUGAUAUGGAUAUAUGGAUGACGCGUCCUGUCCGUCUAGGCUUUACAUGCAUGUACUUAGAGUGUUUGUUCAAACGUCGAUAUCGUCACGAUUCGAUGCGGUGAGAC
Messenger RNA from Vitrella brassicaformis, 1722 nucleotides. The record is from the annotation of a GenBank genome assembly. Lineage: Eukaryota; Vitrellaceae.